Molecule: messenger RNA, 4056 nt
Organism: Coregonus clupeaformis (lake whitefish)
Lineage: Eukaryota; Metazoa; Chordata; Actinopteri; Salmoniformes; Salmonidae
Product: myogenesis-regulating glycosidase
Exons: 6
Coding region: 277-2361 (694 amino acids)
Biological process (GO): carbohydrate metabolic process; skeletal muscle fiber development
Molecular function (GO): hydrolase activity, hydrolyzing O-glycosyl compounds
Source: RefSeq, a predicted model, not a curated record
ACCACCAUAUAAAAUCCACAGAAGAAGAAGAAGAGGACGAAGAACACAGUUCCUGUGCUGUGGCUGGUUCUAAGAAACACACCUACCAUGAUGGAUAUGGUGCAGGACUGAAACAGAAGCCAGAGGAGAACGACAGACAUCAACCCCUCAUGCCUCAGACACACCCACAUUUUACAUUUGUAUUAUAACCUAUUUUAUUCUGUCAGUCUCUGUUAAGGGCCCAAGGCCUCUUACACUCACCCAAAGGCCCCCAGUGUCCCAGGACUCCCCUGUAGUAUGUACCAGAUAGUGCCGGGUGGUCCAGGGGAUCACAGUACAGCUCCUGUGGGCCCUGGGUCCCCUCUGAAGAGGAAGCUGGGACUUGAUCGUCGCCCUCUGGUGGUGGCUGGUAUGUUAGGCUGUAUGCUAGUGCUAGCAGCAGUGGUUUCCUGGUGUUACUACUCUGUAUCGCUCCGGAAAGCCCACCUGCUGAAGGCUGAACUGCUAGACCUCCAAGGGGAUGGAUUCACCAUUCGCAACCAGGCUGGGGCGGUCAUAUUCACUAUGGCCUUCAGGUCUGGGACCUUGGACCUGAACUCUUGUUCUAAGGAUGGCGACACCCUGAGCUGCAGCCAAUCAGAUUCAGGCAAGAUCAACUUCUUCAUCCAGACGGUUGCCCAGAAGUCCGUAGUUAUGUGCUACCGCGUGCGCUGGGAGGAGCUAGAACACGAAAAUUCCGUGGAACAUGCCAUGGCCAUGACCAACGGCUCGCAUUGGUACGGAGGGGCGGAGGGGCUGGUACGAAGGGGCUGGCCAAUCAGCAUCCAGGGCCGGGAAGAGCCACGCCCCUUCAUUACCAGCGACGUCUACUCCAGUCGGAACGGUUUCGGGGGGAUCAUCGAACGCUAUUGGCUGUCUUCGAACGCUACGGCGAUUAAGAUUAAUGACUCUGUACCGUUCCACCUGGGCUGGGAUGAGCAGGACCGGACGCUGAGGUUCCAGGCUCGUUACCAGGAAUCUCCCUACAGGCCAGCCCCGGGACAGCGCCCCCUACCGGAACUCAGCUACAGAGUGUGUGUGGGCGCUGAUGUCACCUCUAUACACAAGUACAUGGUGCGUCGCUACUUCAACAAGCCCAACAAGGUGCCAUCAGCAGAGGUGUUCAGGCAUCCCGUGUGGUCCACUUGGGCAAUCCAUAAGAACUCCGUGGACCAGGACAAAUUGCUCCGCUACGCCAGCGACAUCACCGCCCACGGCUUUUCUUGCUCACACUUGGAGCUUGAUGACCGCUACACGACCAGCUACGGAGAGUUCGACUUCGACCCACAGAAAUUCCCCAACGCCACCGGCAUGUUCAAGAAGCUACGAGAGGAUGGCUUCCUGGUUUCGUUGUGGACGCACCCGUUUGUCAACUACGACUCUGUGAACUUUGGCAUCGGGGUGGAGAGAGGGCUGUUCGUACGCGCGCCGGACGGUGAACUCCCCGCGUUAGUGCGAUGGUGGAACGGGAUUGGCGGGAUCCUGGAUUUCACCAACCCCGAAGCCCGCGAGUGGUACUCCUCCCACCUCCGCUCUCUCAAAACCCUCUACGACGUGGUCUCCUUUAAGUUUGAUGCCGGGGAGACCAGCUAUCUCCCUCUGCAGUUCAGUACUCUGAAUCCGCUCCAGGACCCGUCGACGUUCACACGGCGCUACACAGAGAUGGCGGCCCCCUUUAAAGAGCGUGCAGAGUUGAGGGUGGGCUACCAGAGUCAGAACAUCUCCUGUUUCUUCCGGAUCAUCGACAGGGACUCUGUGUGGGGUUAUGAGCUGGGACUCAAGUCGAUCAUACCGACAGUACUUACCAUCAGUAUCCUGGGCUACCAGUUCGUCCUACCUGAUAUAAUCGGAGGGAACACCUAUCCUAACCGCACCUCCGGGAGUGUUGGGGACCCAGGUCUACCAGACAGAGAGCUGUACAUCCGCUGGCUCGAGAUGUCUGCCUUCAUGCCUGCCAUGCAGUUCUCUAUACCACCCUGGGCUUACGACAGUGAGGUGGUGGCGAUAGCCCUCAAGUUCACGGCACUCCACGAGUCCCUGGUGGCCCCCAGAGUUUUAGAACUGGCGGGGGAGGUCCUCAACACGGGAGACCCAAUCAUACGGCCCCUUUGGUGGAUCGCCAAUGACGACGAGGCGGCAUAUAAGAUCGACUCCCAGUUCCUGAUCGGGGAUGACCUGAUGGUGGCUCCAGUACUAGAGCCUGGGAAGCAGGAGAGAGAUAUCUACCUGCCCGCUGGGCGCUGGAGGAGCUACAAGGGAGAACACUUUGAUAAAGGACCCAUGCAUCUGACUGAUUAUCCUGUGGAUCUGGAUGAGAUCGCUUACUUUACAUGGGUGGAUUAGGACAGAGGACAGUAUAUAAUGUAUACACACACAUGAACAAGGGAGUAUAUACACUGUAGAUCAGUGGUCACCAAACGGUCGAUCACGAUCGACUGGUCGAUCUUCAAAUCAUUCCUAGUCGAUAACCAAACAUUUCUGUAGGAAAGCCAAUGAUAAAGGCCUGCGCUCCUUUUUUUUUUUUUGCACUGUUGGCAGUAGGUGCACUUGAUUCAGAAGCCCUGCAAACCGGGUAAGCAAAGUGUUCCCAUUUUGAACCAUUGAAUUUGUCUGAAAAGACAAACUCCGCCUUCCCGGCAGACCGGGCGAUCUGUGGCUAAAUCAAGUGCGCCUACUGCGCUGGCCAAUCGGAUAACUCAAAUCACUGUGCCUACCUACAGCUUCUACGAUCAAAGCCACAGCGAAGUUUGAUACUAGCCUACGUGAGAUUUCAUAACUUUUAAAACCAUGACCAGAGAGAGACUGUCAAAGAAUACAUCAGAGUUGCUGUUUGUCUACGUUUUAUUCAGCACUGUCUACACUGUUUUUAUUCAACAAUAUUACAAAACAUAAAACAUGCUUCUCUCUACUUCCACUCGCGCCGCAGCGGCAAUGAAUGAGUAGCCAAGUGUAUCGAUAGCUUCCGAUACAUACUCCCACAGUUUGUAUGGUAAUGCACGUUAGUUUAACCUUAAUUCUCUGUUAUGGUAUCGUGUUUGUUAGACAUUUAAUAAUCUAACUUUUUGUUGUCCUGUUUUAGAGCUCUAAAAUGUCUGUCUUGAGUUCUUUGACAACAGGUUGAGAAUGUUUGUGUCAACAGACUUGCUGCCAGUGAUCAUGAAAGUGCCAAAACCUUGUCCCAGGUUUCUCUUCCUAAUAUGGAUGUCUUGGGAUGGAUUUAAUGUUGAUGCAUGUGUUGUUGUUCAUUGGUACUGUAUGUGUAUAGUCCAUUUGACCUUAGUAAUCAGUGAACGUUCUCAGAGAUGCUGAUCCAUGUUCCGACCUUGUCUUUAUUCGCCUCAAGAAGAAGUACAAGAAGAAAUAGAAUACUUUAAGCUAUUUGCCUUACUAUAAAGCUAUUAUUCCAGUGAGCAUUAGUAUGAUUUGCGGGGAAAAAAACUGCUAUUCUUGUCACAUAUGCAACCUUCAGAUGUAACAUCUGCUGGAUGUGCUUUUGGUACUUUGAACGGUUAGCUCUCUUAAAUAAAUAAUACACUCAAAAACAAUAUAAUGCAAAACGCAUCAUCAAGGCAGUACUGGACUGAAAGUGCUCUAUCUUGAAAACUUGACUGCUGACAUGGGGGAUUGUAUUACAAGUGGAAUAAUGGACAGAAUAAUAAGAGUUUUUGAGUGUAGUAAUCCUUUAACCAGGCAGUGCUCUGCAUUCGCUGAUCUAUUUUUACACCAGUUUUGUGUCCAGAGUCUCUUGACUAAUAUUUGUAGCAUGCACAACUUUUAUAUAUUGCACAACUAAAUCAAUUAUAACCUUGUGAAGGGAUAAAUAAGGGAUGAUGUGGAAAGCACAGAAGAUAAAUGUUUGGACUCAUAAUGCAGCUAGUAAUUUAUGCUUCCGUAAUUUUACAAUUGUGCGUGCGUGUUUUGCUCAAUUCCUAAGAAAGUAUGUAAAUUCCAUCCAUAUGUGCCAUACUACUGUACUAUAAACAGCCCUGCUGUUGGGCAAGGAAUCAUAACAAAUAAAAAACUGAAAUAUCACAUUUA